GAAUAUAAAAGGAGCCACUUUUUUCUCAUCAAAUCACAUUCUUUCCAGCUUCUGGCAAGUGUGGAUUCUCUGAUCGUGUCAAUAGAAGACGAAGCGUCAAAAUUAUGAGGAAACUUAUGUUGUUGUUCGCUGCGGCAGCAGCGCUGGUGACGAUCGCGGCCGCGCAGGAGGACUUUUCCUUCAACGCCGAAGACGAUGACUCUGAAGACGAGGUGGCGCUGGACAAUGUGGAGGGUGAUGCGCUUUCACGCGUGGUUCGCCGAGUGACUCGUCGGCCACCCCACACGUUCACGACCCCCCGUCGGCCCCCUCCCAUCGUUCGGCCCACCGUCAACGGCCCCGCCGACCCUCCCAACCGCGCCGACCCCAACUCGAUCUUCAGUCGGCCGGUGCGACGCAACCAACGCAACUGGUACACCAUCCCUGAGGGUUGGGCCCUCGAGCACAACCAGCGCCGCUUCUCGCGUCGCCCCGGCGCCCAACGCUUCAGCGUCACCAUCGACCCCGUCAACAACCGCGUCGCCCGUCACGACCUCUACCGCCCACCAACCUUCUACACCGACCGCAACGGCGUCGUCAGACCCUCCAUCGCCCAAGGGCGUCCCAGAGUCUAGGAACCCCUUAUUGUACUCUUGAACUUCACAAUUUCAAAUUAGAUUUUACUGAAAAAUAAACCAUGCAACAUUUCUAUGAUCAUUAAUUUUUGGAAAACAUUCUAACUGUAUUCAAAUGAUGACAAUUAAUAAAGUAUAAAUGAAAAGUUAAAA
Neocloeon triangulifer is the source of this 767-nucleotide messenger RNA. RefSeq lists its product as uncharacterized. The coding region runs from base 105 to 614 and encodes 169 amino acids. The transcript is spliced from 3 exons. Lineage: Eukaryota; Metazoa; Arthropoda; Insecta; Ephemeroptera; Baetidae. The record is from RefSeq and is a predicted model, not a curated record.